Molecule: messenger RNA, 2955 nt
Organism: Anopheles cruzii
Lineage: Eukaryota; Metazoa; Arthropoda; Insecta; Diptera; Culicidae
Product: TBC domain-containing protein kinase-like protein
Exons: 5
Coding region: 1-2508 (835 amino acids)
Biological process (GO): protein phosphorylation; activation of GTPase activity
Molecular function (GO): GTPase activator activity; ATP binding; protein kinase activity
Source: RefSeq, a predicted model, not a curated record
AUGGCCCUCGCGAAAUUCAACUGUCGCAUCUCGGUAUCCACGUUCUUUGCCAAAUCGCAUCCGAACGAUGAGUGUUGCGGCACGAAUGGACUACCGCUAACUCCAAACUCGAUCGGUAUCUUUGGCCGGUCGCAGCUUUUAAAGUCCGAGGCACUCCGACAUGACAACCUGUGCACCUAUCUGGAUGUGAUCCGUGGCAAGCACGAGCGUACCAUCAUCGUGCAAGAGUAUGUGGGCAGUCCGCUGGCGGAAACGUUCAUCGGAGAGAACAACAAACAAGAAACGCUGCUGCGGAUCGGCUAUCAGGUGUUAACUGCCCUAAGUCACCUUAACCGACAUGGUCUUGUUAGUCGCAACUUGGACCCAACCAAUGUGCUUGUAAGCCCUGAAUUUGGCGUCAAGCUGUACAAUUACGGGCAGUACCAUAUGACGUACGGAGGGCGCUACGUUUCAUUUCCGGUUGGAAACGUGUGCUACCAAGCGCCGGAAGUUCUGCUUGGCAGCCGCGACAAUCCGAAGGCUGAUGUCUGGAGCUUGGGUAUCAUGUUGGCCGAGCUGGCGAUUGGCUGUCGGCUGUGGGAGCCGCUGAAAGUGUCGCAGAUCGUACGAAAGGUUUUGAGUUUAACCAAUACGCAGAACGUAUUCGAGAAGAUCGCCCGAGAGCACUCUCGGGUAGGGGCGUACGAAUCGCUCGAUGCUGGGCUACGGCGAAUCAUUGAGAUGUUCCUUCAAAUAUCUCCGUUUGACCGACCGUUACCAAAAGAUGCUCUUAAGGAUCCGGUUUUCGAUUUUCUGCAAACGGAGUGCACAUCACCAAUGGAGUUGAGUAGCUUGACGCUGAUCGAAAGACACAUACCACUCGGUCAAAUCUACUACCUCUGGCAGUUGGCUGGUGGCGAUGUACAGCAAGAACUGAAACGGGAGGGGCUGAUCAAAAGUGAGGCGCCUAUUCUGUUGCUACCAAACUUGGUGCUCCUAAACGGAAAAUCUAUCUGCCCGCCGAAGAGCCAGAGUUUGCUACACGACAACCGGAUGGUUUUUCUCAACUUCAGCACGCUGCUUGAGCGGCUCGUCUCAAUCCCAGAGGAGGACUACGUGCCGCUCAUCUACAGCAGCGACAACUACCUAGAAUCAUCGAUCUUCAAGACUGAGUUGCCGCUCGUCAUUCGUGAACGUGACAUGAUCUACCAGUUCCAUCGCAACGUUCUGCUUAGCACCCUGCACCAGGGCUACCCGUAUACACAGGAUCUAUUGCGUUCAUUUGCUGCCAAAGACAUUCCCCCGCUAUUCCGCGGUCAGAUAUGGGCCUGUUUGUUGGGUGUUGUCGAGAACGGGCUGUUCGAACGAUUGGAUAAGUGCAGCCCCACGCACACCGAUAGGCAGAUUGAGGUUGACAUACCGCGCUGUCAUCAGUACAACGAUCUGCUUUCGUCACCGGAAGGACACACUAAGCUCAAACGGUUGCUGAAGGCCUGGGUUACUGCGCACCCGCAGUACGUCUACUGGCAGGGGCUAGACUCACUCACCGCACCGUUCCUUUUUCUCAACUUCAACAACGAGGAGCGGGCGUUUCUAAGUCUGUACAAGUUUAUUCCUAAAUACUUGCAUCUGUUUUUUCUAAAGGACAACUCGUCGAUCAUUAAGGAGUAUCUGGUGAAAUUUUCUCAACUGAUUUUCUUCCACGAACCCGUUUUGGCACGCCACUUGCACGGCAUCAACUUUAUUCCCGAGUUGUACGCGAUUCCGUGGUUUCUGACAAUGUUUAGCCAUGUGUUUCCGCUGCAUAAAAUAUUUCAUCUCUGGGACAAAUUGAUUCUAGGAGAUAGUUCCUAUCCGCUCUUUAUCGGCAUUGCAAUUUUGAGGCAGCUCAAGGGCACUUUACUAAAAUCGGGCUUCAAUGAGUGCAUUCUACUGUUCAGCGAUCUUCCCGACAUUGUCAUUGAAACAUGUGUGAAUGACUCGGAAACGAUGUACCAGUUCACACCCAAGAGCAUUACGUACCGGAAGUUCGCCUUACACGAGGAAGCCCCAGAUGAAUUUGAUUUAAACUACAGCGAGGCUGAUCUACGAGACGUACAGACCGAGCUGCAUCCUAGGAUCAGCGUGUAUGAUUUGAUUUGUCUGCUUCGAGAUCGUCACUCCAGCACGGCUGUCCUCGACAUUCGCAGUAAUCUCGACUAUCGUAAAGCAGCGAUCGAGAACAGCAUCAACGUACCUUUCAGCUCGGUAUCGCUGAAGGAGUGUCGGCUCGAGGCACUCAACGUACCGAAGCUAGAGGCAUACCUGCGUCGCCAGCCGUCUGUGAUUGUUAUUGUUGUAAGUGUCGCGCAUCAGAGUGCGUUGUUGUUUGCCAAAUUUCUCGUCGACAGUGGCCUACCGCAUGUGGCUAUUCUGCACCGAGGUUUCGAAGCGAUUUACCGCACCGACAACAAACUGAUACUGCAAACGUUCGAUUAUAUCAAUACACUUGCCCGGCAUAUGACACCGUUGUGGGCAUUCGGUGAGUAACAAAAAAAAAUACCCGGAAUUGAAUAUCUGCUGUAAGUGGCAAAGUAAAGAUGAACCCGUGAUGUUGACACCGGCUACUAACUAGGAAAAGAAUGAUCUACAAAGGCUAUACACAAUACUAAAAUUCGCAUUAUGAAAUAACAUUUAAUAAAAUAGUGCAUUAUGCAAGACAGUAAUAAAGAAGGACUAUAACUAAAAACUAAAACUCUAAGCUAAAAAUCUUUGGACUAAAAUUGCCAAGAUAACUGUCUUAAUUGUAACGUUUACCGCAGUGGUUGAUUGUGGUGGAAAUUAUUCUUCAUUUUCGAAAGCAUAUUGAGCAACGUCACAAAGGUGCUAGUCGUUUUGUGUCCUAGAUAAAAACUAGCUACUCUUUCUUUUCUAAACAUCCUCUGAACAAAGCCCGGAUGAGCGGGUUUAGGGAAUUGUGUUUAGGAAAUAAAUGCA